This is a messenger RNA of Globicephala melas (long-finned pilot whale), 2163 nucleotides long. It is a transcript of the gene SUPT20HL1, whose product is annotated as SUPT20H like 1. Gene Ontology annotation, biological process: regulation of transcription by RNA polymerase II. Gene Ontology annotation, molecular function: transcription coregulator activity. NCBI's taxonomy places the organism in Eukaryota, Metazoa, Chordata, Mammalia, Artiodactyla, Delphinidae. Gene Ontology annotation, cellular component: SAGA complex. The record is from RefSeq and is a predicted model, not a curated record.
AUGGAGCAGGCUCUAGAACGAGCUUUGGAUCGUGCGGAGUAUAUCAUUGCAAGUGCCCGACAGAGACCUCCGGAAAGGAAAUACCCAUCUAAUGGGGAGAAGUCUCUCUAUGAAAAACUUUAUGACAUUUAUGUUGAAGAAUGUGAAAAAGAGCCUGAGGUUACGGAGGAAUUAACAAGCAACGUGAACCUGUUAGAGAAGCUUCUUAGGAGAGAGUCGUUGCCGUGUUUGGUGGUCAACCUGUACCCAGGAAAGGAGGGCUAUUCGCUGAUGCUCAAGGGGGAAAAUGGAUCAUCUUCGGAGAUCAUCCGACUGCCCUAUGAAGAAGGGGAAUUGCUCGAAUACUUGGAUGCAGAAGAAUUACCUCCUGUUUUAGUGGGUCUCCUGGAAAAGUCUCAGGUUAACGUUUUUCAUCACGGGUGUGUGAUAGCAGAAAUACGGGACUACAGGCAGUCCAGCGACAGGGAAGCUCCCCAUUACCAAAGCAGGCAUAUUCUCUUACGUCCCACGAUGCAGACUUUAGCCUGGGAUGUAGAGGCCAUAGCCAGCGAUAACCAGAAUUGGACCCAGGAGGACAAACUUUUGCUUGAGAGCCAACUGAUCUUAGCUACAGCUGAACCACUGUGUCUAGACCCUUCUGUAUCAGUAGCGUGCACUGCAAACAGACUGCUCUAUAACAAACAAAAGAUGAACACUCUUCCCAUGAAAAGGAACUUCAAGAGGUACUCUAUGGCCUCUCUGAAUCGGCAGCAGGAGCUGUCUCGUCCACCUUCUCCUGAGCUAAGAGCCCUGACUUCCUGCAAAAGAAUAAGAGAAAGUAAAACAGGUGGGAAUUACGGCCUCAAAACUUUUAAAGCAGGAAGUUGUGUAGAUAUGUGGAAACAGAGACGCUGUGACUUGGCUGUACCUUCUGAAGUGGACAUGGAGAAAUAUGCUAAAGGGAAGAAGUCUGUCGGAUGUGAUGACUCACAACCAACAGUCUGGCCAGUGCAUGAGGUACAAGGUGAUCUUGCAUUUGGAGGUGACGCUGGCUACCAGUCCCAGGCAACAAGGCUGACCGUCAGGCAGCUGACUGAUAAUUCACUUGCCUCUGGAAAAGGGUCCGGUACAGAAGCCACGUGGGAGAGACAGCUGUCUCCCCCCCACUCCUUCGCAGAUGACCAUCCCUACAGUUUCCCGCCCGGGGCAGAGUCUGAUGCUGGGAGAGUGGUCAGUCGGCCCGAGGAGUCGGUCCAGGAGAGCACCCAGUGUCCAGUGCAGAUGUCACACAGCUCCAGUGGCUCAGCCGGUCUCAGGCAACCUUCUCCAGGGAAAGAACCAGAACAGCCUAAGACUGGGUGGGUUCAGUCUUCAGUGCCCGACAGCGGAGCCACACAUCCACCUCCACCCAUGCGACUUCCUUGGCACUCAGGAAGGAGCUCCUGGGGUGAGAGUCUCACUUCACAGCAGGCAGGCAGCUCUCAGGGGAAUCCAGCCGGGCCACCUGCCCGCAGGAGCUCUGCCGCCGCCGCCGCCGCCGCCGCCGCAGCCUCCUCCUCCUCCAGAGAAAAACGCUUCGGAUCUCAGACCCUUUCCUGUGGUGCAGCUGCCCCGCGGUUCGCUCCUGUGCAGCAGCCAGCAGCCGGCCCCGCAGCCGCGCCUCCCCCAGCUGCUUCCCCUGCAGUGGCCCUGCGCCCCGCCUCCUCGGCUGCCGGCGUCCCAAGGACUGGGGUCACGGGGUCCGAGGGCACAGGGUCCGGAGGCACAGGUUCCGGGGGUACAGGAUCCGGGGGCACAGGUUCCGGGGGCACAGGUUCCGGGGGCACAGGGUCCGGGAGCACAGGUUCCGGGGGUACAGGAUCCGGGGGCACAGGUUCACAGGGCGCCGCCGUUCCCAACACGGUCGUGCGUGCCGAGGAAGCCGUGGUUGUUCACCUCGGUGCAGAGGACGGCUUCCAGCCGCCCCAGGUGCUCGUGUUGUCCCCGCCGGGCUCUGGCCUGAGCAGCCCCGUGCUGAGUCCCCUGCAGCAGACGGGCUGGGCCUUGGCGGCCCCGCGGCCGCAGUUGCAGUUCAGCGUGCACGUGCGCCGCCGCGCCGCCGCGCCUUGCCCUCGGGGCCCGCAGCCCAGCAGCCAGGCCGCGGGGACCGCGGAUAGAGGCCCGCCAGCCGUUCCCAAGCCCUGA